UCAUAUUAACAAUCCUGGUUCACACUAGAACAUCAUCAAAGAAAUCUCGCCUCCAGGAAAUGCUGGCCACCUCUGAAAAGCCUAGUUUGACUCCUGAGCAGGUCGAGGCGAUUGACAAUGAAACAUAUGGACUUGCCUCGUCAAAAAGUGUAGCGGGUACGGAGAUCAAGUUGGAAGGAUUCCAAGUAGCUGAUGUUUGGUUUAGAUUCCUGAUCUUGACGUGUAUCUUGCAUCAUAUGUGCGUGUUGCAAGGAUCAGAUCAGUCAGCAGAAUCGACCCGGAGGCCGCACGCAUUCCCCGCGUCGGAUGGAAAUUCUUUUAGUCAAGAAACAUACAGGGGAUUCAUUGUAGUCAAUAAUUAG
Molecule: messenger RNA, 362 nt
Organism: Acaulospora colombiana
Lineage: Eukaryota; Fungi; Glomeromycota; Glomeromycetes; Diversisporales; Acaulosporaceae
Source: the annotation of a GenBank genome assembly